AUGACGAUGCCGGAGAGCUGGCGGAACUUGGGGCAGCGCGUGCAGGCGGCGGAGGCCUUGCUGAGGAAGGGGGAGCUGGAAGAGUCGCAUCUCUAUGCCUGCGAGAUGCGGCGGCUGCGGGAGCGAGAGGCCAACGAGUUCGCGCUGGACUACGGCUGUGAGGAGGGCACGAAGAGCCUUUGCUUGCGCCAUGCGCGAGACUGGCUGGCGCAGCUCUCCAAGUGGACCAUGUACUGGAACUGCCGCUCGGAUACCCGGCUACCACCCGGCUACGACGACGGGGUCUUUGUGGGGGGCCGUGGCAGUGGAAAGGGCCUGCAUGUUGACCAGGUGCUAUGGAGCAAUGUGGGCAAGCAGUGGCAGGGAUACAAGCUCAUGGUUACUUGGCCUGCAGGCACUUGGGAAGAAACAUGCGGCUGA
Messenger RNA from Effrenium voratum, 420 nucleotides. Lineage: Eukaryota; Dinophyceae; Suessiales; Symbiodiniaceae. The record is from the annotation of a GenBank genome assembly.